AGAUGACGUCACAGUGGCACGAAUUUUUUGUUGACGUUUCAUUUCCAUAGGUUUCCUACUUCAGUGUCAAAAACUGACAACACAGUAAACGUCAGUUGACUUCGUCUAAUAAAAAAUCCGACUAUAAAUCGGAAAUUUUGUGUUACGAAAUUUAAAAUGUGUACCGUCACUUUAGAAAAUGGACUAGAUCUACGGGAAUGUACAACUACAGGCUCUAUUUUGCACAUCAAUGAGAUAUAUGAAGAAAAUGAUGAUAAUGAUACUACAGAGAGCAAAGUAUUUAAGACAAUUGACAUUCUGGGAGAACCUGUAAAAAAUUUUGAAGUCUUAAAAAAUGAAUUGAUUCCUGUUGAUGAAAAUCACUAUGUAAUUAAGAAAAUACUAGAAACUGGUGGAGGUAUGCCCUUGCAUGAUGGAUGCACAGUCUCAAUAGCAUUCUCUGGAUACUGGGAAAAUGAGUUACAACCAUUUGACGUAAUGAGUUUAAAUAAUCCAAUGACUGUAGAUCUCAAAGACAGUGGUUUACUACCAGGACUAGAUAUAGCUGUUAGAUCAAUGCUUGUUGGUGAGAUAUCACUGUUUUUAUUUUCAUACAAAGUAAUGUAUGGAGAAAUGGGUAUUCCACCAAGAAUAAAGCCAAAAUCUGAUUGUGUAUUCUAUAUUAAAUUAGUCAAAAGUAUGCUGACUCCAAAGGAAGGUGCACUGAACCUUAAUGAACCCAAUACAUUCCAAAGAGUGCACCAUGAAGUUAAGCUGCUUUAUAGUUCAGGGUAUUCAUUGUACAAAAUUAAAAAUUUUUCACUAGCAAUACAUCUUUUCAACAAAGCAGUAAGAAUAUUGCAUAAGUGUAGACUUGCAGAUGAAGAAGACGAAAAAAUACAAGAAAAGCUUCUUAUCAAAUUAUAUAUUAACUUAGCUAUUUGUUACAAUAAAAUAAACAAGCCUCUAAAAACAUGUAUUGCUUGUAAUGAACUGAAUAGAUUAAAUUCUUUGUGGAACAAUGCCAAAGCACUUUUACAAAAUGCUAGAGCCUUAAGAAUGAUAGGUCAGUUUGAUGAAGCAGAGAAGAAACUACGAAAAGCUGAAAUAUUGAGUCCCAAUAGCGAGGAAAUGAAAACUGAAGCCAAAUUACUGCAAAAAUUAAAAGUAUCAUGUAACAAAAGCAAAUUACUAGCAGAAAAAACUAUAGGAUUAGCACAACACAGUGCUGUGAGUGAUAAUUUCAAAGUAGAAGUUGAAAAUUUGAUAAGCAACUUCAAAGAAAACAUAAAUCUAUGUAAAUUAACCUUGCCAUACAAUUUAGAUACAGCAGAAGUUGAGUUUAUUAAAAGUACAUGUAUUAGAGAGAACUUAUUUUUUAAUAAAAUUGAAAAAGAUUUUGUUUCAAGCAAACAGGAAGAGUUAAGUACUUGUGAAAAAAAUACAGAUAACAAACAUUAUCUUUUGGGAAAAGAAAAUGACAUGGAAACUGAGAUUGAUAUUGCAAACUCAAAUGAUGAAAUAUUCAAGUUGUUGAUUUAAUUCUUUUAAGUUUUAAUAGGGUUGGUAGUUUUGCGUUAUCUACCGUAAUCACCACACCUAGCGCCGACAGAUUUUUAUUUUUUUUUCAAAGUUUAAAGAACUUAUUGACAGGGACAUUUAAUACCCGAGAGGCAGUACAAAACUUCAGUUUGUUAGGCUCCUGUAUACCUGACUUCCUCAAGAAGGCAUUAAAAUAUUACCAUCGUGCUCGCAGAGAUGCAUUGAUGCCAUGGAUACAUAUUUUGAUCUAUAGAAAUAAAAAAUAUUUACAAAAA
This is a messenger RNA of Bombyx mori (domestic silkworm), 1796 nucleotides long. Its product is annotated as inactive peptidyl-prolyl cis-trans isomerase shutdown. Bases 157 to 1521 code for a protein of 454 amino acids. The transcript has 4 exons. Gene Ontology annotation, cellular component: cytoplasm. Gene Ontology annotation, biological process: piRNA processing; spermatogenesis. The record is from RefSeq and is a predicted model, not a curated record. Gene Ontology annotation, molecular function: Hsp90 protein binding; peptidyl-prolyl cis-trans isomerase activity. Lineage: Eukaryota; Metazoa; Arthropoda; Insecta; Lepidoptera; Bombycidae.